Molecule: messenger RNA, 1777 nt
Organism: Ceratosolen solmsi marchali
Lineage: Eukaryota; Metazoa; Arthropoda; Insecta; Hymenoptera; Agaonidae
Gene: BBS8
Product: tetratricopeptide repeat protein 8
Exons: 10
Coding region: 258-1754 (498 amino acids)
Biological process (GO): non-motile cilium assembly
Cellular component (GO): ciliary basal body; non-motile cilium; BBSome
Molecular function (GO): protein binding
Source: RefSeq, a predicted model, not a curated record
AAGCCCCGAAGCAUCGAGAGCCCCGACUCUUACGACGAAAGGAUAAAAGAGCUCGUGGCUGUAGCUCCUCGGUCCCAUGGGAAUAGCGAUCGAUCUUAAUUCACGGAGACAGGAGUCCGAAGCGUAGGAAGCGCGAACCAAACCGGGGUUUGGUGCGAGGUCGGCGUCGGCUGUUGCUCGUUGAAGGCGACGGCUAAUCAAUAAAACGAGCGAACGCGAGCCCCAGCUGUGAGCCGAACGUCUUUCCUCGAAAGGAGAUGGAGCUAUUCGAGGCAUGGAGCCUCUUCCGGCGGAAGCAUUACGAGGAGUGCGCAGCCGCCUGCACUGAGCUCCUCCGCAAGAGUCCCCUCGAUCAGGCGAUCUGGGUGCUGAAGAUGCGGGCGCUCACUCUUCAGGUCUACGUGGACGACAUCGAAGGCGAGGAGGAGGGUAUCGCCGAGACGCUCUUCGAUAACGAUACGAUAUCCGCAAUGCCCAGGCCGGGGACGUCCCUCAGGCAUCCCGGGACCGCCGUCACUGGACAAGGCUUUCGGCCCAAGACUCAAUCAGGUAGACCGUUGACUGGCUCGGUACGUCCGGCAACGCAAUCGGCUCUCGACACAUCUAGCACUCUGGAGCAGACUCUGCGUACCCCGAGGACGGCGUCAACUGCGCGUCCUAUAACAGCGAUCACCGGUAGACACAUGAGACUCGGCACGGCCUCGAUGCUCACGGAACCUGGUGGUCCGUUUAUCCAGCUCUCGAGGCUCAACGUCGCAAAGUACGCGGCCCAGCCCACCAUUGCCAAGCCGCUCUUCGAGUACAUCUUUUAUCAUGAGCACGAUCCGCGAUACGCACUCGAUCUAGCGGUCCAGGCAACCCAGGUAUGCCAAUACAAGGACUGGUGGUGGAAAGUACAAUUGGGCAAGUGUUACUACAUCCUCGGGAUGGUGAGGGAUGCCGAGCAGCAAUUUCGAUCGGCUUUGCGUGAGUGCAAGUCGAUCGAGACGAUCCUCCGGCUGGUCAGGGUUUACAUAAAGCUGGAUCAGCCACUGGCAGCGCUGGAUCUGUGCAAGAAGGGCUUGGACUACUUUGCGAACGAUGUGGCGCUAUUGACGGAAAUGGCCAGGAUCUUCGAGGACAUGAAUAACACGACGAUGUCUAUGAAAUAUUACAAAAUGAUAGUGCAAGAGGAUUCCUCGCACACCGAGGCCAUAGCCAGUAUAGGGCUACAUUAUUUUUAUAACGAUCAACAAGAGGUCGCGCUCAGAUAUUACAGGAGAUUACUGCAAAUGGGUGUUCACAAUGCUGAAUUAUUUAAUAAUUUGGGACUGUGCUGCUUUUACGCUCAACAGUACGACUUUACAAUCUCCUGUUUCGAAAGAGCCUUAAUUUUAGCCACUAAUGAAAAUAUCGCAGACGUGUGGUACAACAUUUCGCACGUAGCCAUAUGUUUGGGAGACUUGAUUAUGGCCUCGGAUUGCUUAAGAUUAGCGAUUGAUGCGGACAAUAGACACGCCCCAUCUUACAAUAAUCUUGGUGUUUUGGAAAUGAAAAAUGGAAAUAUCGUGAAUGCUCGCAUAUAUUUCCACACUGCAGCUAGUAUAGCCAAUUAUCUUUAUGAGCCACACUUCAAUAGUUCUUAUUUAGCAUACAAGAAUGGAGACCUGCAGACUAGUUACAAUUCAAUACAAAAGGCUUUAAAUGCAUAUCCAGCACACCGUGAUAGUCAAGAAAUCUUUAAAAAACUACAAAAGUAUUUUACAUUCAUGUAAGAAAAAUGAAAAUCAGAUUGAUA